This is a messenger RNA of Podarcis lilfordi (Lilford's wall lizard), 372 nucleotides long. The record is from the annotation of a GenBank genome assembly. NCBI's taxonomy places the organism in Eukaryota, Metazoa, Chordata, Lepidosauria, Squamata, Lacertidae.
AUGGCUGCGCGGCGGCUCGGCCUCGGCUCCUCCACUACCAUCCACCUGCUGGGCCUGGAGGUCACCCCCUCGCAGCGGCUGAAAACUCCAGCCCGAGCACGGCGACGGACCCGGAGCCCCUUCCGCGCCUCAGCAGCCCGGGCGCUCGGCGCUCCGACUUCUGCCUCCGUCGGCUCGAGAUCCGCCUCGCGCGACGUCAAUCCUCAGCCGCCGCCGCCGCCGCUGCCGCCGCACACACUUUCCCUGUACUCUGCGCCUGCGCAGUCUGUCACCCUUCUUGCCGUCGUCGUCCUCUCCUCAUGGCGCCCUUUCCAUGAGCUGGAAGAUGUCCCUUUCCCUUUAACCCCCCCCUCCAGCUUCCCCCGCCCUUGA